This is a messenger RNA of Zingiber officinale, 1580 nucleotides long. Its product is annotated as protein TPR3-like. Gene Ontology annotation, molecular function: protein binding. The transcript is spliced from 8 exons. Bases 210 to 1130 code for a protein of 306 amino acids. Gene Ontology annotation, biological process: regulation of DNA-templated transcription. The record is from RefSeq and is a predicted model, not a curated record. Lineage: Eukaryota; Viridiplantae; Streptophyta; Magnoliopsida; Zingiberales; Zingiberaceae.
AAGUAAUUGAAGGUCCUGAGUCUCCUGACUAGAUCUUGUUUUUGCAGAUUUCAAGGCUGAUCUACACCAAUUCUGGUGUUGCCAUCUUGGCUUUAGCAUCAAAUGCAAUUCACCUGCUCUGGAAGUGGCCUCGUAAUGAACGUCAUUCAAGUGGAAAGGCAACAACAAGUGUUGCUCCCCAGUUGUGGCAACCACCAAGUGGAAUAUUGAUGACUAACGAGAUAACUGACACAAAUCCUGAAGAAGCAGUCCACUGCUUUGCACUUUCAAAGAAUGAUUCUUAUGUUAUGUCUGCAUCGGGAGGGAAAAUAUCCCUAUUCAACAUGAUGACAUUUAAGACUAUGACGACGUUCAUGUCACCUCCACCUGCAGCAACUGUUCUUGCAUUUCAUCCACAAGAUAACAAUAUAAUUGCCAUAGGAAUGGAAGACUCCACUAUUCAGAUAUAUAAUGUCCGAGUUGACGAGGUCAAGAGCAAACUCAGAGGCCACUCUAAGAGAAUUACUGGUCUUGCCUUCUCAAAUGUUUUGAAUGUGCUGGUCUCAUCCGGAGCUGAUGCUCAGCUUUGUGUGUUUGGAACUGAUGGAUGGGAGAAACAGAAAAGCAGAUUUCUGCAAAUUCCUUCCGGGCGUACUCCUCCAGCCAGUUCAGAUACACGUGUUCAGUUCCAUCAAGAUCAAAUACACUUCCUAGCUGUGCAUGAAACUCAGAUUGCUUUAUAUGAAACUACUAAAUUAGAAUGUGUGAAGCAGUGGUCUCCUCGUGAGGGAUCUGCCCCCAUUUCACAUGCAACAUUCUCAUGUGACAGUCAGUUGAUAUAUGCUACCUUCUUAGAUGCAACCAUAAGUAUAUUCAAUGCUGCCAAUCUCACUCUACGUUGUCGUGUCCUACCAGCUGCUUAUCUUGUUGGCAAUGCCAGCACUACUGUAUAUCCCCUCGUGGUCGCUGCACAUCCAUCAGAACCAAAUCAAUUUGCCGUAGGCAUGACUGACGGCGGUGUCUACGUAUUAGAGCCGCUAGAAUCAGAAGGAAAAUGGGGCGCCAAUCCACCUGCUGAGAAUGGGUCAGCAAGCAGUAUGUCCAUCACACCCCCUUCUGGAGCCUCUAACUCCGAUCAACCGCAGAGGUGAAGGAAGAUCGCAAGCACAGAACUUAACCCUUUUCCUCUAACUGAGUCUGCCUUCUUCCAUUGCAGUCAUGGAGUGUGUAGUUCCAAAGAGCUUUAGAGGGGUAGGUCUACAAGAAGAAAGCCAAGGGGGGUUUCUGCAACAGACUUCACUUUUAUAUGUUGUCUUAUUUGUAUGUAGGAAAGAAAUUUCCCUUGGUAGAAUUUCAUUAUGUUGCUUAUGUGAUGUGAGUUUUUUAUUUUUAUUUUUUAUUUUUAUUUUAAUAUGGUGUUAGAACCUGGUUAUGUGAUGCAUGUUUGACUUGCUAGUUACAACUGCUCCAUUCUUUAGUUGCUGCAGUUAAUCUGUCUGUUAAUCUAGAAUUAGUGGGAAAAGAACAGUCUAACAGUUAAUCAUAUUGUGUACUUGUGCCUCAAGUGGUUUGGAUUAAUGUGAUCUGAUUAUGGUGAUAAA